UUGAGACGAACGCACGCGAUCGCCGCGCCAGGACCGCACGAAACGAGUGAAUUCGCAUUCGAAUUUCGAAGUGUUUUUAUUUUUUUUUAUUUUUCAAAUAAGUUACUGCUUCGGCUACCAGCGGUUUUAGCUGUCACCAUGCGGAACUUUGUAAGAACCAUCGCCCUGCUGAUAGCUGUUUCCGCCGCCAUGGCUGGACCUUCAUCAUCAUCAGGCAAUGGAAACGAAAUACUGAACGACAAGAAAGACCCAACCACACAUGAACUACUCGCCUCUCUAGGCCUUAAGAAACUCAGGAUACCCGCCGCACACCAUCGCAAACGUCUCGCUGAACAGGGCCGCAGGCACGCCACUGGCGACUCUAGAAUGUUCGUCAUAAAAUUACCUCCAAACACAAGCUAUUACAAUAACCCUGAGCCCGCCCCUGCUGCCGCUAGGACCCUACCUCUGCAAAUGACGGGCAACGGAAAACCAGCAAGAGUAUACCAUUGGAACAUUCCCGUACUACGAAAACUCGCUAAAAACCGACCACAAGCGAGAUUCGACGAUGACGUCGUCGAUGUAGAAAGCACGCCCACGUGGCCGAAAGGCAUGAAUCAUCCGAACGCUAUAGACGGCCUUGCAUACUACGUACCGGCUAAGAAAUCAUCCUUCAGGAAGUAUUAUUCUGGCAACGGAAAGCCUAAAUCAUUCUACAUCAUUGAGAAGAACAAGAAAACGGCCGAAUACCAUAGACUACUGCCAUAAUUUUUUAAAAAUUAUUAAGUAAGUCAACCGUACAAUGUCGUAAGGAUAGUCUCUGUCUUCUUUAUAAAAUAAAACUGCUUCUUAUUUAUUUAAAAACAUUGUAAUUUUAGGAAUAUUUAAUCUUUAUUUAUCUUCUUUUUUCGCAGUAACUUAAAACCAUUCUGAUUAGAUUCUAACAUCAGAAUAUUAAAAAUAAUCAAUUUACAUAUUUCCUAAUUACUUACAGUUGACCGGCAAUUUGUCGUAAAUUCGCAAGGUUCGCAACUUCCUAAUGUUAAAUUUGACACCUACUUAAUUCAAUUAUACAAUCAAUAUAAUUGAAGUUCAAUAAAAUAAAAUAAUGAAGUAAUAAACAGCAUAUAUAAUUACGGAAUAAUAAUCAUUUCUUGGCAUUUUCUCUAUAUUCGGAUAAUUUAUACCUAUAGAAAUUAAAUUUUCGAAUGACUUAUGAAAUGAUAAACAGUGAGUUACUUUUGCUUAGACUUUUUUUGAGAUAUAAAUACCUUUUUUGUAUCAAAAGAUUAUUAAUAAUAAAUAAAUCUUCAAUGUGUAUGUCUAUUUAUGAUUGUGACUAAUGUUAUUGUAAAUAUCGCUUCGCCUUUAGCGUAAGUAAUCGAUAGGUGCUUAGUAAUUAUUAUUAAGACUGCGGACACGAAUUUAAUUAUACCUUACGUAUAGGGACGUUCGAUUAGCAUUUUUAGAAGUAGGUAGGUACAGUCAACCGCAUAUCAAGCUACCCUGCAUGGAACUAUAUGACGCGGUAAUAGAAUAAAGGAGAAUUCGGAGUGAAUUUGGAUAGGUUGAUAUGAUGUUGACUGUACCCUUAGCCGUAAGUUAUCUUUUUAUUUAAAUUAAUUUAUUAUUUUAUGUAGGCUUUUCAAUUUUUUGUUCGUUUACAAAAGAAACAUAAAAUCUACCAAACUUGCUACAUUAUUUUACAUUACAUAGGAUGGAAAUAAGGUUUGUUAAAAAUAGCAUCAUUUACUACUGUCUCGAAUAAAAUUUUGAAGUACCUAUCAAAUCGCACUAGUUUUUCUUUUUCAGAAUAAAGUAUAUUUGUAACUUAAGCAAUUUUUUUAUUGUAACUAUUAUUCCAAUUUCGCUCUUGUCAAAGCUUAACAAUGUUCCUCUAUGCAUUUAUUGAUAAUAAAUAUUGUAUAGUAAUCACAUUAUGGGAAAGUUUUAACUUAUUUUCAAUAAGAUAUAUAUGUCUUUACUUCGAAAAAUGAAGUUUAUUUCAAUAUUUUUU
Amyelois transitella is the source of this 1996-nucleotide messenger RNA. RefSeq lists its product as uncharacterized. The transcript has 2 exons. Lineage: Eukaryota; Metazoa; Arthropoda; Insecta; Lepidoptera; Pyralidae. Bases 139 to 747 code for a protein of 202 amino acids. The record is from RefSeq and is a predicted model, not a curated record.